AAAAAAUGUAAUUUAUCUAAUGGUAAAUAGGGUAUUUAGAUUAAUAUACAUUACCGUACUGAAGGAAAACGUAUACGUAUGUAGACGUAUCAAAAUCUACGAUUUGCAGUUGGGAUGUGAGAAUAAUUUGGUAUGGUGAGUACAUAGGUAGUGUAUAAACCUCGGCGAGUACGGAGACUGCUGGUUGAGGGAAGGGGAGAAAUUUCAAGACGCUGAUAUGGAGGAGGGCCAGCAAUCUAAAAGGCAUUCGGUAAAUACUAGCAAUUUCAUUGACAUAUGGAGUGUGCAAUGUGGGGAAUGCUUCAAAUGGAGGGUGAUACCAACUCAAGAAGAGUUUGAAGAAAUCAGAAGCACAUUUGCAGAAGACCCCUUUGUUUGCAGCAAGAAACCUGGCAUUUCCUGCGAUGAUCCGGCUGAUAUAGAGUACGAUGACUCCAGGACUUGGGUCAUCGACAAGCCCAACCUUCCCAAAUGCCCUGCCGGUUUCAGGAGGAAAUUGGUUAUGCGGAAAGAUUUCUCCAAAAUGGACUGCUAUUACGACAGCCCAAAUGGGAAAAGACUUAGGUCCUUGGCUGAAGUUGCCAGGUUCUUGGACAAGUAUCCUGAGUACAAGGAGGACGUCUUAGUCUCAGAUUUCAGCUUCACUCCUCCAAAGAUCAUGGAGGAUACUAUUCCUCCCGAUUUAGUGAAGAAGGCGUGAUUUAACAGGAAUUGGUUAUGGGUGUGUCUGCUUCCAUUUAUUGCUGUUGUAAAUCGUUCCCCCUUUGUCUUACAGAAGAACUGUAUACAUUUUAACUUAGAAAUAACUAAGACAUCAGGUUCCAUUUGAUAUAUGGCAUUGACUAUUUCUGAAGGACAAGUUGUUUCUGCAUCGUAAGUUCUUCAAUUCCUAACC
Sesamum indicum (sesame) is the source of this 895-nucleotide messenger RNA. Its product is annotated as methyl-CpG-binding domain-containing protein 4. Gene Ontology annotation, molecular function: DNA binding; zinc ion binding. Lineage: Eukaryota; Viridiplantae; Streptophyta; Magnoliopsida; Lamiales; Pedaliaceae. The record is from RefSeq and is a predicted model, not a curated record.